This is a messenger RNA of Propithecus coquereli (Coquerel's sifaka), 669 nucleotides long. Its product is annotated as leucine-rich repeat-containing protein 37A-like. The annotation marks the transcript as partial. The transcript is spliced from 2 exons. Lineage: Eukaryota; Metazoa; Chordata; Mammalia; Primates; Indriidae. The record is from RefSeq and is a predicted model, not a curated record.
UUCCAUCUAGAGGAUGAAAUUCAAAAUCCAGAGACCCCUAAGGAGAUCCAGUCUUCUUCAUUCCAGCAAGAAGCCCCAGAACAAUCCUCUGAGGAGGUAGAACCUUCUUCAACCCAGCAGGAGUUCCCAGCUCAGCCUCCACAGCCUCCUGAGCAGGUUGAACUUUCUUCAGCAGAGCAGGAGGCCCCAGCUCAAGUCACAGUUAAACCUGUGGAUCUGGAGCUUACAGUAACUCCAGAGCUAGGUAACAACACUGAACCUACUCCAAGUCGGCAGCAGGCCCCAUCUCAACCUCCAGAGCACCCUGAGGAGGGAGAACCUUCCUCAACCCAACAAGAGGCCAAAGCUCCUGAGGAGGUUGAACCUCCCUCAACCCAACAAGAAGGCCCAGUUCAAACACCAGAGCUCCCUGAGGAGAUUGAACCUUCUGCCACCCAGGAGGAAACCCCAGCUGAUUCUCCAGGCUUUCCUGUGGAGGCUGAGCCUUCCCCCAGUGAGCAGGAGCAGCCAGCUAAGCAUUCUGAGUUUCCUGGAGAGAAUCAACCUUCUGAAACCCAGCAGGAGGCCACAGCUGAACCUCCAGAGUCCCCUGUGGAGAGUAUAGCUCAAACUCCACCGAAUCAUGAGGAAACAGUUCAACCUCCUGGUGAGGAACCCUCAUCAUUUUAA